Molecule: messenger RNA, 588 nt
Organism: Ostreococcus tauri
Lineage: Eukaryota; Viridiplantae; Chlorophyta; Mamiellophyceae; Mamiellales; Bathycoccaceae
Product: unnamed product
Exons: 1
Coding region: 1-588 (195 amino acids)
Molecular function (GO): protein binding
Source: RefSeq, a predicted model, not a curated record
AUGGCUGACGGCCAUCGCGUGUUGUUCAAGCACCCGCGAACCGAGAGAUACGUCAUCGUCUACACCUUGACGCUCCCCGCGGUGAACCAAGGAUUGGUCUUUCGAGACGUCGGCGCCGGCGGUCCCGUCGUCGAUUCCGUCGUCCCGGGCGGAUGGGCCGAUAAACACGCCGACAUCGCGCCGGGAGAUAGACUCUUGCGGUGCACGGCGUACGAGAUCGACGUCGACCAUGCGAAUCUCGCGCCGAAACCGUUCGUGUUCGAUUGCUCUGAGCCGACGCCGGAGACUGGUCUACCGCCGACUUUUGAAGUGUGUAUGCGCGCGCUCCAAUCGACGGAGAUCCUCAGCACGGGAUUCGUGCAUCGGAAAGUGACGUGUGAGUUCAUUCGCGACGUGCGUGAUCUGCGCGAGCGCGAAGAGCACGACCGUUUUCUCGCUCGCAUCGCGCAAGUCGGCCUCUUGGAGGAGGAUCGAGAGGCGGCGGAGCGUCGAGGAGAGCGCGUGCCUCAGCGCGCCCCAGGAGAGCACCCAGACGGCGUUCCGGUCGAACCGUUGUUCGUCGAGGACGUCUAUCCCGUAGAUGACUGA